AUGAAUUUGUCUCUUGUUGAUCCCUUUGUCCUAGCUCAGGAUUAUCCAGACACGUUGACGGAGAAGCUGAGAAGUGGACAUGCGACUUGUCUACGGUUUAAUCGCAAAGGAGACUAUUUGGCGUCUGGACGGGUUGAUGGAACAGUAGUCAUUUUUGAUGUGGAAACCAACGGGGUUGCGCGAAAGCUACGAGGUCAUACCAGGCAGAUUCAGUCAUUAAGUUGGUCAAGAGACGGCCGUUAUCUUCUGAGUUCCUCUCAGGACUGGAAAUGUAUUCUAUGGGAUUUGAAAGAUGGCUCCCGGGUCCGCACCGUCCGCUUCGAAGCACCCGUUUAUAUCGCAGAACUACACCCUUAUAACCACUUGCUCUUUGUAGCGUCUCUUUUCGAAGAUCAGCCUGUCCUCGUGGAUGUUUCGUUACCCAAGCCCGUCAAGCGCAUCCUUCCAUCCGCUCCAUUUCGCCCUCCGCCUCCAAAGAACGAAGAAAUUGACCCCGCCGUUGCUGCGAAACAAGCAGCUCAAGAUGCGAAACAUUCCACGUGCGUUACGAUCUUCACUGCUUUAGGAAACCAUAUCAUAGCGGGUACAUCUAAGGGUUGGAUCAAUAUUAUUGAGACACAAACCUGUACCACAAUACAUUCCACUCGGCUCUGCAAUGGUGUGGUGAUCUUACUUCGCCUAGCAAGUAACGGUCGGGAUCUACUAGUCAACAGCUCUGAUCGCGUGAUACGCACAAUACUCAUGCCGGAUCUCUCACAAUUGGGUAUCGAUCUGGAGCCUACCAACAUCAAACUCCAAGUGGAACAUAAGUUCCAAGAUGUGGUGAACCGUUUGAGUUGGAACCAUGUAGCAUUUUCUUCCACCGGGGAGUUUGUUACUGCGUCCACAUUCAUGAACCCUGACAUUUAUGUCUGGGAGCGGAGCCACGGCUCCCUGGUCAAGAUUUUGGAAGGCCCCCGCGAAGAACUAGGAGUGGUUGAGUGGCACCCUAGCCGUCCGAUGGUGGUUGCCUGUGGCUUAGAAUCUGGAUGCAUCUAUACUUGGUCGAUUGUGACGCCUCAGAAAUGGUCAGCCCUGGCCCCUGACUUCGGUGAGGUCGAAGAGAACGUCGAGUAUGUUGAGCGUGAAGAUGAAUUCGAUAUCCACCCGGCAGAGGAAAUUCACCAGCGCCGUUUAGACCAGGAAGACGAGGUCCCCGACGUUCUCACAAUCGAAGUAAACAAAGACGGCGCGGAUGAGGAUAUUGUUACCUCAUUUCGCAUGCCAGUCCUUCUUGAUAUUUCGGACAGUGAAAGCGAGGAUGAUAUCAUCGCUGUUGGACCCGGGACGAUGAGGAGACGUAGUCCAGGCGCAGCGCGAGACCGAGUGAAUGCUAACGGGGAUGGGGAGAAGGACAGUGUAAGUGGCGGUAGGAACGGCAGCACACGAGGUCAGAAGGGUCGGCGGCGGUAA
Messenger RNA from Aspergillus luchuensis, 1452 nucleotides. RefSeq names its product Set1-mediated histone H3-K4 methylation subunit Swd1 (gene SWD1). The coding region runs from base 1 to 1452 and encodes 483 amino acids. Gene Ontology annotation, cellular component: Set1C/COMPASS complex. Gene Ontology annotation, molecular function: protein binding. The transcript has 5 exons. NCBI's taxonomy places the organism in Eukaryota, Fungi, Ascomycota, Eurotiomycetes, Eurotiales, Aspergillaceae. The record is from RefSeq and is a predicted model, not a curated record.